GAACAAGUAGAUUAUUUGGCAAUGUUGCUUUUUUUAGGAUGUUGUUUAGUUUGAAGAAAGCUCUGUAAGAAUAUUCUGAAGCUGUUGUCCUGGUUCGUGAUUCACGAAUGAGUUAUGUAGAGCUAUAGCCAGCUGAGAAGGUCCGGUUACUGGUUACCUGUUACCCGGACAAGUGUGCUGGCAACAGGCUCGUCUUAAAGUAUCGACCGUGACAGUCGCUCGAUUCCAGUCACAGUUUUGUCUGAUAGUUUUCUGACAAUAAUUUCACUCCUUCUUUUUUUUUUUUGUUACAUUCUCAAUCAUAUAUCCAUUAUUAAAAUGUAUGAAAAUCGUCACAGCCAAUAGAAAUAUUAAAAUUCUUUUUGUUACUAGGCAUCAUUCGGAAGAACAAUGCGAAAACGUUUCUGUGUUCCUCUGUUCUCAAGUACUAAAAGGAAAUGACUCGGUUAAUGAAUGAAUCAUAUUCUCCACCAACUCUGAUAUAGUGUAACAGUCAAAUUUUUAAUUAGUUUAGACGCACUUUACGGAUUAAAAACUUUCUCUUUGACACGAUUGAAUUAUACAUUCAAUUUUUGACGUUGAAUUUUGUAUUCAAUUCUACUGAUCAUGAUCGCAAUAAAAAAAUAAAAUAGAUAAUAUUAAAUAAUCGUUUACUAGUUAUGCCUCUUCGCUUCUUAGACAAUAGAUAAUAAUUCGAAUUAUUAUCGAUCGAUAAUAGAUGCUAAUGAAAGAUAAUUGAUACCACAAUCAAAUUUUAGAAUGAAAUAUUAUCAAGUAAUAACACAAUUUAGUGAAUUUGUGUCAAUAAUGCUUUCAGUUGAUAUCGUAUGCAUUUUAGUAGGUAGAGAAAUGAUAUUUAUAUUUACAUAUAAUUCUCACGAUAUUUCUGCGAUAGUAAAACUAGUUUAUAAAUAAUCGAACUCGUAAAUUGCCUUUAGCAUCACAUUGUUAAUGGUUCCUAAUAAUAUAACGUCACUGAAUGUAAAGUUGUAACUUAUUUUCCUGAACGGUCCAGCAUUCAUACGUAUUUCUUCAUUCAACAAACUUAAACAUCAACUUCAAACAAUAAUACAAUUCUUUAAACAUGUCAACUGCAUGGAUAUUCCACAACGUUGUUCGAUAUUUCCAAAAUAUAAUUAACCAUUACAGAAUGACCUCAAGAGAAGAUGGUGAUUUAAUCGAUCUUGGAAACGACAGUUGUGUGCCACAGGUACCGAUUCAAGAAUCAUCGCCUGACGAGCAGGAACAUCUUCUCGACGUGUGCUUACCGAAGUUAGAGCAAGCAUUGUCAUUGACAAAAAAGCAAGAACAAGUACAAUGUAUAAGCGACAAUGGCGAUGUAUUAGUCACGUUAGGUCACGACCAAGUGGUGCCGAAUCAUAAAAGAAUCGAUGUCGUUUCAUCCGAUACGAUAAAAAGGAUUCGUGACAUAACUAAGAACUUAGAACCUGUUAUAAGAAAGACUUGUUCCGACAUUAACGAAGAGCAUCAAGACACUGUUGAUUAUGGAAAUUCAUCAAGAAAUAAAGACGAACCUUGUCCUAGCGAAAAGUUCGAAGACGAGACGUUCGAGGCACAGGAGAUCAAUAAUGCUUUCAAUUUUCUGACAGAACAUGACGACAACGAGGAUCAGACUGACGUGAAGUGUAAUCAUUACGAUCAAGUUAUAAACUCUGGACUAGUCUUAUUAACCUGCCGUGCUACAAAAAACGAAGAUUUAUUGAAUUACCACGGCAAUGAUUCCUCGCAAGUUCUAAACUGUUGGGAAGCAGACACUGAUUUAAACGAUCCAGCUUUUGAAUUAUGUCCGGGUAAACUUUCUGGGAAUAUUUCGAGGAAGAGUAGGUCUGAUCCUGUUGAUUAUAAUGAACUCGAAGUGAAUGACAUUGGUUUUGAAAAACAAACAUUUACACGAACAAAUAAAAGAGGAUCAUUUCAGCAUAUGUAUCGUAAAUCUUGGACGGAAGGAACUACACUUACAAAUGCGUCGCAAGAUAUAUUUUCUCGAUUCGAUAGGUCAACCAGUUUAAGGGAAUAUAAUUGCGAGCCAUCGACUUCCAAUGACAUUCAUCAGCAAUCCAGCUUUAUUUCGAGCUGUUCAGCGAAAAAAGGACUGGAAACGAAUGGAGACGAUCAAGAGGAUGGAUGUUCAGAAUGUUCGGAAGUAGAUUGGUCGUGGUUGGAGGAAGUAGAAUAUCCGCGGGCUACGGAGUCGUUAGCACCCGGUGUGAUUGACGCGGUUCAGGAGAACACCGAAGGAGGGAAUGCAUCCCCCACCAGUGAAAAUACAAGGCGCAGGCGCGGCCGCGAGCACCAGGCUACCGAGGCGGGCUGCAGUGCUGCGAUGUCUGUCUCUGGGACGGUAAAGUCCUUAGUGGUUAAUGGUUCACGAUGGUCAACUGCCGAUCCACUAUCUGACUAUAACGGCAAUAAUGAAGAUGAAACUGUACAUUGUAACAACGAGACUAUCAAUCGGGAAACACGCGAUAACCCUACGCUUGUUAACUCCUGGGUACGGGCCUCAAUGAGACGUUUGCGCCACUUGAGAUUACCAGAAGAAACUGAACGACAACGAAACAUCGAUUCGAAUAAUUGCCGCGGAACAAUUGUGUCCGCGCCAAACUCCCUGCCAGACAUUGCUUUAAUUGCUCCGGAAAUAUUAGCUGCCCAAACAAACGGUACUUCCGGCACCCUCAGGCCAUCCAGCGCUCCUGUAAGAAACUUAAAUAAUUCAAACGUAGUGCCAUCACGGAGAGGUGGAAGACAAUUUAGAGCAAGUCGAUCACAAAGGACGAGGAGCCGCGAAGUCGCUUCGAGGCAAAGCAGCGUUUUAUCGUCGACCACGGGCAGUGACACAACUGCUUCAGGAACCACGACGUGCUCCAGCUCUUUUGGCGGUGCUUCCACAAGUCCACCUUCCAGCACGGCGACAAGUCCGCAACGUAUCAGUUCCAGACGAGUAUGUGACAGACAAAGAGAUGUUGAUAGGGAUGAGGAUAGAGGAGAAGAUGAGGAUGAAGAUGCUAAUCCAUUGGGGAAAUGGCCACAUGCUCUUAGUCCAGCCUUGGCGUGCCUCAGUUGUACCCUUGGUCUUUUCAAUAUAAGUAGAUUUUCUAUUCUUAGUGUACAAUUCGGAGCAAAUUUCAUUGUACAGUUUCUGAUUUUGUCUUUGGUAUUGGGUAUCCCACUUUUGACAUUACACGUAUGUCUCGGUCAAAGAUUGGCGGCUGGAUCCGUAGAUAUGUGGAAAAUUUCACCCCUCUUCCAGGGUGUUGGUAUAGCUCUUCUAAUUGCACAAGCAUUCAUCGGUAUUUACAGUAUCGUUGGUGUAUCCUGGAUGUUCGUGUACUUUAGGGAUUCGUUUAUAACGAAGCAGGAUAAGUACCGAUGGGCAGAACCGUUUUCCUUGUACAGAGAAGAUAAACCUACGCAGAAUAAUAGUAAUUUGCAUAAAUUAUACGAGACAGUACCAGAUUAUUUUAGUGGGGCUGUUUUGCAAAGACAUCAUUUAAACGAGUCAGAUCCUGGUGUCGUAACGUUAAAAUUUCAAGUAGCUUUUAAUUUAGCUGUUGUAUGGAUGAUCGUGUUUGUAUCAUUAAGCAAAGGUUUGAGAUCCUAUGGCAAAGUAGUAUACGUUUUUACAUUGGUGCCUGUAUUUGGUACUUUGGUUCUUUGUACGAAAUUACUUGGUCUCACGCCACCAGGCUCCAUACAUCAACUUUUUCCUGCCACAGUAUGGACUGAGUUUUUCAUUAACGGCAAAUCAUGGAUAGCAGCAUCCAUUGAGGUUUUCCUCACUUGGGGAUUACUUGGUGCAGCUGCUAUGCAGAUAGCUGCUCAUAAUAAGCACAAGCAUCUAUUACAACGAGACACAAGUUUAGUAAUUGUAUUAACUAUCGCAGUUCUACUUCUCGCAGCUUUUCUGGCAAAUACUUGCGUACAAGUUCUGAAACAUCACGGAUAUAUUUACAUACCUAGUUCGUUUGAAAGAAUAUCAUCAUACAUGUUUAUGAGACCCGUGAACCAGCCAGCACCACCGGGAUACAGCAGUACACCAGAAAGAUUUAUGGCACAUGCAUCGUUUAUUGUUGGAGAACGUGUAACUCGUCCUGGUGCAGACUUCAGCGUUGAAUCUGGUUAUCAAGUCUUGAGAUUUUCGACUGAAUUAGUUCCUGCGACGUUGGCGUUACUAGGCACUGAGCAAGUGUCGCCGUUCUGGGCAAUCCUUUUUUAUUUUAUUCUUAUACUAUUUGGAAUAGCUCAACAGCUAGCAAUAUGGCAUUGUGUGAUAACUGGUAUCAUGGCAAUCAAUGCGAAAAUGAUGAAGUUAUGGGAAACUACUAUUACAUUCUUCAGUUGUGCUUGUGCUUACAUAUUAGGUUUACCUAUGGCUACCGAGAAAAUGAGUAAUCGAGUUAAUUCUAUAGUACGGCGAAGCGUAGCUUGUUACUUUUGCAAUGAAUUUCUAGAAGAAAAAUAUCUACAUGAUCACGUGAAACAUUGUGGAUCGGUCUUAGAAGAAUGUCCUUUCAAAUGUGGAGUUUACGUGCCUCGAAAUAUUAUGGAAGGUCAUCGAAAAACAUGCAAAAAUAUUACUAAAGAGAAUAAUCAAUUCAAGGAAGUCCAAGAUUCUUUAUGGAGAAAUAAAGUAUUCUCUGCUCUAACAUUACUUCGUUCUGUAAUAAACAACGAGGAAAAGGAGCGCAGAACUCUUCAGAAUACUAUGUCUCAAUGUUUGAAGUUACUAAAUUCUCAACAAGAAUCGAUUGAUUCUUUGCGAUUUCAAAUUUCCGAGACAACAGAAACAUGUCGCCAGUAUAAUACAACGUUAAAUCAAAGAUUAAAUGAUUUAGAAGUGAUAUAUGAUUGCAUGGAACAACGCACCAGUUCAAGUUUUCAAAGUAUCUCGGAACAACUGAAACUUUUACACGAUCAGUUGAUCAACGAACAAAAUAAGCAUGAUAAAAUAUUUAAUAAUUGGUGUUUAGAAUUAAAAGAUCUAAAAACUUUUAUUAAGGAAGAGAGCGUACACGUAAAUAACAUGUGGCAAGAGCAACAACAGUUAAUUCACGAUCUUAAAUUAGAAUUAGAAAUGAGAUGUAAAAAUUCGAAGGAAUUAGUAGAUCAGCAGAAACAUGUAAUCGAGAAAAUAAAAAAUUUAGAAGAAGAAAUAGAGCGGCAAUCAGAAACCGCAACCAAUCAGAAAAGUAACAUUAAAGAAUUGAAAUUUCAAAUGAAAGAAAAUUUAAAGUAUCUGGAGGAAUUGAUCGCGGAUAAUUCAAAAUCUAAUAGUCCGGAAUUUCUUGAAUGUCCAUGUAAACAGGAAUGUUUCGAACAAUGUUCAACUAAUGGUCGUCUUCUAUGGAGAAUUGAUCGUUAUAAAGAAAAAAUGACCGAGGCAAAAGAAAGUGACUGUGUGAUUUACAGUCCAAAAUUUUUAAACAAAGAAUAUGGAUAUACUUUAAGAAUGAAGCUAUUUCUGAAUGGUAUAGGACAGUGGAAAGAUCGACACAUUAUCGGAUGCUUAGAAGUUGAAGCCGGAAAAUGGGAUCCACUGUUAGAUUGGCCUUGUGUUCUUAAAGCAACAGCCACAUUGAGAAAUCAAGAAAAUCCAGCAAACGAUAUAAAAAAAAUCGUUAAAGCUGUAGGGCAAGACAAAUCGAAUCCUAAGGAUGUGAAUAAAGAAGCUGGCAUUUAUAUGUUUAUCCCACACACGACUUUAACUCGAUAUUCUGGAUAUGUUCAAGACAAUACACUGUUUUUAGAUAUUCAAUUGGGCAUACACGUCGUAUAUUAUCUAGACUACACAAUUGGUGGUACUUGGUGGAUAAUGAUUUUAUACUUGGUGCAAGUUGGUGCUGUAUUCGCAGUACGGGGACGACCACAUAGUGGUGAAGCGGUAGUAGCCGAAUUAUUUCCUCCAACUGGUCGAUGUCUCAGACACUGGGCUGGUCCACUUUUGUCAUUCACGUGGAAUGUCGUACUACCUGUAAUUCUUAUGAUUCUUAGCAUUACGAUAUUUAAAAGUGCUGGAUUUCGAGAACUUUACUCCUAUCGGCGUACCGCUAGAGAAUACUGGUCAAUUUGGGCAAAACAACUCGGAGCUACGAUUCAAUUAGUGCCAAUAUUAACAAUACCGGCAGUGGCUAUCAUACAGACAUGUCGAUACUUGAACAAUGGUCCGCCUGAUAUAUUUGACAGAAUUCAAUUGUUGUAUCGACCAUCUUUGGAACCGGAUGAUUCUCGAGACGGGCAGACGCAUACUGGGAACGAUAUGACUACCAGUAUUCACGGCAAUGGUAUUGUGCAUGCGACAACCGAAGUACCAUUUGAAGAUCCACCACCAAAAUACACACCUCCUCCAAGUUAUACUACAGCAACGGGAGCGAGAAUAGCAAAAAUGUUACGGCAAAGUUUUCGAAGAAGUGUACGUCGAAUAGCGAAUGUGCUCGGCGAGAGCAGUACACCGAGACAGAGACCGGCGCUACAACCUCCACCUCCCGAUUACGCCACUGUACUUGUAGAAAUGAAUCAAAGUAGACAAACGCAAGACGUAACGAUUCACAUAACUGAAAUAAGAAACGAGAACGCCAAUUCGAACAUUCAAAAUAAUGCUACCGAAAGACACAGACCUAACACGAUAGAUAGAACGAUGAGAAUCGGCGCGGUAGAACGUUCAAUAGGAAGAACGCAUUCAACACUCGAAAGAUCUCGUCGAUCAUGUAUGACUUCAUCGAGCAGUUCGAAUUUGACUGCGGUUGAUGUGGCUAAUUUACUUCGUAGUAGCAUUAGAAGAGGGACUACGCGAACUCAACAGUCUCUGCGUAGAAGUUUUUGCCACGACGAGUCGACGGUAGCAGCGUCUGUUGAGAAUCUAGUCGAGGCUGCGGCGCCGAUCGGUGAAGAAUCUUUGGUCCUUCCGAAGGACGUGUCUCUAGUCUCCAAUGAACAGGCUAACGAUAAUAGCGACGAUAAGAAGACUGCCGAAGAAACGGACGAAUCCGUUUCUGUGAUAUAGACUAUAUCUUUCUUUCGAGCCUUUACGAAGAAUAAUAUGACGGUUAUUUAAUUUCUGCUGCAUAGUGUUACGGUGAUUUAUUCCUUGUUUCAUUUAUAUCAAUAUGCAUCUCUGCAAACUAUUCAAUAUGAUAUAAUAUAAACAAAUUGCCGAUGAUAUCAUCGAUGAUAUCAAUAAAUGAAAAAUUAAUUUUAUCUUUUAGACUGAAUUCAGUAUUUUCUAA
Molecule: messenger RNA, 7241 nt
Organism: Heterotrigona itama
Lineage: Eukaryota; Metazoa; Arthropoda; Insecta; Hymenoptera; Apidae
Source: the annotation of a GenBank genome assembly